AUCAUCGGCUUGACAGCGCUCCUUUCGCUUUCGUCCUUCGCUGCUGCUGACGAGGCCCUCCCUUGGGACGGACGCGUGCAAGAUUUAGAGGUGAACACGCUCGCGAACAAGUACCUCGCGGACGUUCUCUUUGGGCACGCGAAUCCGACCAGCUACGUCAACGUCACGCAGACUGGCCGCUCUCCUGCUUACAACGGCGACACCGGCAUCAUCACCCUCGGCGUCGAUGCGAAGGCCGUCUACAAGGGCGAAACCAGCACCCGCCGCUCGGACCUCAUGCAAACUGUCGCCGCCAACUCCGAGGGCACCACCUUCUUCCGCACGAGUGUCAUGAAGGACAAGGCGUUCCUCAACCCGUACGUUUGGCAGUUGGUCUUCCCUGGCUCCUACCUCUUCGAGAUCCGCGUGGAUGCAGCGGCAAACCCUCCGAUGAUCUCGUACGUGAACGAUGGCAAGACCGAUGCCAAGUGGAAGAGCGAGUUCGUUUCCGGUACUUGGUACAACUUCGGCGUCGGCGUGACCAAGUCGCAGAGCGGCAGCGGUACGGUGCUCGCGUUUUACACGAGUCAAGGCGAUAAGGACCUCGUUCUUGAAGGCACCCACGAAAUUGCGCCUGCGCUCCCUGCGUCGUUCGAGUAUCACAUCGGGCUUCUGACGCAGUCUGCCGAUGGUAGUGACCCUGUCAUGAACGCGGAGAUGGAGACGAUGUUGUUCAAUGGGGUCUCGAUCGAAACCAGCGUCGUCACGGCAGCGGCUGGAGCGGCUAAUACCCCAGCG
Messenger RNA from Phytophthora sojae, 777 nucleotides. RefSeq lists its product as hypothetical. The transcript has a single exon. Lineage: Eukaryota; Oomycota; Peronosporomycetes; Peronosporales; Peronosporaceae. The record is from RefSeq and is a predicted model, not a curated record. The annotation marks the transcript as partial.